This is a messenger RNA of Salarias fasciatus (jewelled blenny), 2435 nucleotides long. RefSeq names its product pirin (gene pir). Gene Ontology annotation, cellular component: nucleus. The record is from RefSeq and is a predicted model, not a curated record. Gene Ontology annotation, biological process: monocyte differentiation. NCBI's taxonomy places the organism in Eukaryota, Metazoa, Chordata, Actinopteri, Blenniiformes, Blenniidae. Bases 321 to 1193 code for a protein of 290 amino acids. The transcript has 11 exons. Gene Ontology annotation, molecular function: quercetin 2,3-dioxygenase activity.
GGACUUCCGGUUUGUAAUGCACCUGAGGCUUGAGUGGAAGUGUUUUUUACGGUCGGUUUUUAGUCGGAAAACAGUCAUAACAGCGUGGUCGGAGCCGGUUUCCUGCACCUCCAGGGUAACGAGGCCUUCUCCUGUGGACAACAAAUGAAAUUAAGAGUAACCUCCCUUCUGACAUAACAGAGACUUCUUCUUCAAAAAAAAAAAAAAAAAACAAUACAUAGCAGAGCAGAAGUGGAACUUCUAGUUGUGUGUGUUUUUGUGUUCGGGGAAUUUCCCUGUCAUUUGUUGUUGCCUGGGAAAUUUCAGCGCAGACACAAACAAUGAAUGUGAGAAAAGUGGAGCGAACGGUUUUGAGCGUGGAGCAGGGAGAGGGAGUCGGCGCUCGGGUGCGCAGGAGCAUCGGGAGAAAAGAGCUGAGGAAUUUGGAUCCUUUUCUGAUGUUGGACGAGUUCAGAGUGGGAAAACCCGCGGGUUUUCCAGACCAUCCACACCGAGGAUUCGAGACGGUAUCAUACGUUUUAGGGGGGGUCCUCGCCCACGAGGACUUCUGUGGACAUUCAGGACGACUGAAACCUGGAGAUCUGCAGUGGAUGACUGCAGGUCGGGGAGUGGUGCAUGCGGAGAUGCCCCACUCGGAGGAGCCGGUGGUGGGUUUGCAGCUGUGGGUGAACCUGCCGAGCCGAGACAAGAUGGUGGAGCCGGUGUACCAGGAGCUGAGAGGCUCCGAGAUCCCCAAACCCAGCCAGGGGGGGGUGACGGUCGCUGUGAUAUCUGGAGAAGCUUUAGGAGCAAAGUCUAAAGUCUUUACAAGGACGCCAACCUUAUACCUGGAUUUCAAGCUGGAGGAAGGAGCCCUUCAUGUGCAGCCAGUCCCUUCAGGUUGGACUGCGUUCAUCUAUACGCUGUCAGGAACUGUUCACGUUGGGCCAGAUGAGGAGCAGCAGCACGUAGAGCCUCAUCACACUGUGGUGUUUGGAGAUGGAGACUGUGUCAAGGUGGAAAACAAGGGCCCUGAGCUUUCCCAUUUCGUGCUGAUUGCUGGACAGCGACUCGGAGAGCCCGUGGUACAACAUGGUCCAUUUGUAAUGAACACACAGGAAGAGAUCAAUGAGGCCAUCAUGGACUACCGGAAUGGCAGAAAUGGGUUUGAAAGGGCUAAAAACUGGAGAUCGACAAUCAGCAAUUCCUCUUGAACACUACAUAGUGCGAGGUUUUGUCAAAACAAGAUUAUUUUUGUCUAUAUUGCUGAAGAACAUAGGAAUUUAGUGUAUGGGGUGUGCGCUGUAUGUUGGUACAGGUUAUUACUGUCUUUAUCAGACAACCUAUUUGAGCUUUAAAUCCAUAUUUGAUAUAUUAAAUUAUGGUGACAACGAAAAAUAUCAGAUUUGCAAUCAAGAGAAAAUGCCCCUCUGGUUUGUAACGGAGAAAAGAACAGCAGGUCCCAUGUUGUAGCACAAUCAUUUUCUCUCAUGCGUCGCCCACGAGUGCCUCAGGUUCCCUGCAGAUCUGUCGUUACAGCGUUGGUAAGUGGCCUUUACAUCUCUGUCCCUGUUUUAAGAUAAGCUCGAGCUUGAUUGUAAAGCGCUUUUUGUUGCUUACAACAUUGUAGAAGGGCUUUUCAUGGCAGCCGUUGCCGGCUUUUGUGUGCCGUUUGUGUGUGUGUGUGUGUGUGUGUGUGUUUGAAGGAUCAUUAAAUCGAGUUACGUCAGGGAUUCUCAGGGUCGCCUGUUAGAUGCUUUUGAAAUGUCUGGCAUGCUGCCUUACAUUGUCUGAUACUGUUGCACUAACACUUUGGUUUUUUAUUAUUAUUAUUAUUAUUGUUCGUCUUCAUUCAUUAAUCUUAAUGACACUGAAAACAAAUCCAGUCAUAAAUGUGUGUUUUAAUGAAAUUAGUCAUGGUAAUCCAAUGAAAUGUUUUUACUGGAAUGUCUUCCCCCGACUUUUCCUGCUGUUCUCAAAAAUGAAGGUUUGUUUGGUUUUGCUUUUUUGUUCUAAAUGUGUUUUUUUUUUUCUUGCUGAAGUCCCAAAUGGAAGCAGAUUGAUAUUUAUCAGUACCGAAUAAUCUUUAAUAGUUUUUUCAAACUCUUAACACAGCAGCGUCGUACUCGUUUCUCAGUCGGGCUGUAAAAAUAAAUCGAUAUGUAAAUAACUUCAAACUCAUCUUUCAUUUUCUGUGCAAACAACUACAUCAUAAAUAUCACUUGUCUAAAGCACAAUAUCCCAUGAUUUCUGUUUCAUUCAGAAUAAUCAGCUGGAAAAGCAAUUUUCCAAAAAGAUUCUUCAUAAUGUUUUUGCCAGGAAUAAUAUCCUGGAAUCCUGAAGCCUCCGGCGAGUGCCGCCCCUCUGUGGGGAUGAUUUAUCAGAUUUUUUUUAAAAAAUACGAAGGUUUCCAAAAACUCCUGUUAUAAAUAAUAUAUGAACUCAAUGAUCAAUAA